Aspergillus melleus is the source of this 348-nucleotide messenger RNA. Its product is annotated as N-alpha-acetyltransferase, non-catalitic subunit. Gene Ontology annotation, cellular component: NatC complex. The coding region runs from base 1 to 348 and encodes 115 amino acids. The record is from RefSeq and is a predicted model, not a curated record. Gene Ontology annotation, biological process: N-terminal peptidyl-methionine acetylation. The transcript has 3 exons. NCBI's taxonomy places the organism in Eukaryota, Fungi, Ascomycota, Eurotiomycetes, Eurotiales, Aspergillaceae.
AUGCUGCCCACCAACGAGGCCCCCAAGAUGCGAGUCACCUCGCAGUCCGUCGUCCCACGCGACAUCACCGAAGAGUUCACCACCGCUGCGUCAACUCUUCAAACCGGUCAACUCGUCAAAGAUGAAUACUUUACACUGUUCGAGGCAGUGGGUGCGCUGGAGAUCAUGGACUCCAGAAUGGACAGCGGAUACCUUGGGCCCGGUGAGAACAAUGCACAGGCCCUAGAGGACGACUACGAUAUCAUGCGGGAGCUGGCUCCGGAGGAGGUCAUUGGGAUAAUGGACGAGCUGCUUUUCCACGAGGUUGGUGGAAAUGAUCCCACAUUCUACACACGGGAGCUCUGCUAA